GCCGCUGUAGAGAGCGCCAUGUUUCAAGAGGUCGACACUCAAGAAUGAAUUUUGUUUCAUAUUUUAGCUGUAAUGUCACAUUUAGGCAAAAUUUAACCGCGUUUAAUCUUAUAACGCCCGUACAAACACCCGCCAUCAGAAACUGAGCAGCUGUUUAGCAUUAUGAUCAGUGACGCUAAUAAUACACGUUCAUUUGUCUAUUGUUUUCAUGCUAAUAAACAAUAGCACUGACUGAUACACUCAAAUGUUUCUACUAGAAACACCUUUUUAUAUUCUUUUGUCUUGAUGUUGGACCGCGGAGACUUUAAAGGAUGUCUAUUGAUUUUGACAGUGCCGCUUUACAGACCCAGCAGGAGGAAGAGGAGUAUGAUCAGGAGGAUUAUGCUAGAGAACAAGAGCUCCAGAAGCUCCUGACUGAUCUCCCUGAUGAUAUGCUGGAGGACAGUCGUGAUUGCUCCUCACCCGAACUUGACCGCUCCGCGUGCAGCCAUCAGGGAGAUGACAACAGAUCACAGCAUGCUUGGAAUGUGCCACAAUGGGAGCCUCCCAGAGUUUCACAUGAGGGACACUAUGAAGAUCAAGGAUCGUACCAUGAAGACGGCUAUAACCCUCAUCACCUUCAGAUGGGGUCAGAACAUUUACAAUCGGGAUGGAGCACACAGAACGGCGAAAAUGACCAAUACCAGAGCGGAGACUAUGCCUAUUCAUCCGCAGGCACGGAUGAGUCCCAUGGCCCUGACUUUUCCACUGGGGAUGGGGCAGACCAGGACCCUCUUCAUAAUGAGAUGGGUUACCAUGCAGAUGAUGUCCAGAGAAAAGGACCAACCUAUGGAGUACAUGGCAAUAUCAGAAACCACUUCCAGGGUUUUGAUAGCAGUGUUGCUGGAAACAAACCCGCUGACCAUUACAAGGCCAGUUACCAUCCACAUCAGACUUCCAACCAACCGAAGAUGUUCAAUCCUCAGACAGCCAAUCACAAUGGUCAUUUCGACCAGCUUCAGAGGGACUUCCUGGACUCAACACAAAAUACAGCAGAUGGUCAGCAGCUGGCUCAGAUUCAGGUUUUGAACAGAGCUCAAUCCAGACAGAUCGAAGAGCUCGAACAGAAACUAGAAGACUGCAGAAGGAGCAUGAGAUAUCUGGAGCACCAGUUUGCCAUCGUCAAAGAUGAGAGGGACGGUCUGGCGAUGUCACUGAAAGAGUCGAGUGCUCUAGUGGAGGAGGGGAAAGAGAGAGAGGCUCAGCUGCAGGCCAGAAUCAGAUCUCUAGAGAAACAAACCCAAGCUCUCGCCGAAAGAGAGCAAGAGAGCGUGAAGCAGCAGCAUGCAGCCAAGGCAGCGAUGGACAGCAUGCAGCAGCAGAUGAUGGAGCUGUGCCGAUCGGACACGCUGACGCGAUCACGCGAACAACAUGACAGAGACACGGCGGCCCUACGGGAGCAGCAUGAAACUAGACUGCUUGCACUUCAACAGAAAUUAGAUGCCCAAUCACAGACUUUGGAGGAGCAGGCUGAAGCAGGCCGACGUCUGCUGGAUCAGGUCAGACAGCUGGAGCGUCAAAGAGAAGAAGAUCAGAUGGAUAGAGCUUCAGUUAUCAACACCCUCACACAGAGACUGGAGGAGAGCCAACAGCAGUGUGCCAAACUUCUCCAAACUGGCUCUGUGCAAGAGAUGAGUCAGUUACAGAUGAAACUACAGCAGGCCUUGUCUGCCCGAGCUAUAGGUGAAGACAUCAACAAAGCUCUGCAGGAAGAGCUGACUGAUUUAAAGGAGCAGAUUAAUCUGUACGAGUCUGCCGUUAAACAUGGAGCUUUUACUGUUGAAUCUAAUGGAGACUUGGAGAUCCAGCUGUCCGAGUCCUGCAUCGAUCUGGGGAUCAAGAAGUCCAAGUGGAGAAAUGGACGAAUACACAGUACGCCUCGUAUAGCAGAAAUAGGAGAUUCUGGACUGCCGAAGGACGAUGUGGUACGAGAGCUGAAGAGCGAGUUACAGCGCUGCCUGAGUCACCUCAAGACCAAACGUUUGAAGAUCUCAGAGCUUCAGGAGGAACUGCGGAGCUCCCAGACCAAAGUAGAGCACUUGCAGACGCAGCUAGAGCAGGCUGAGAAGACUGCAAGAGACUCCAAGGUAAGGGAGAGCAGCUUGGAGAAACACCUGGAAACGCCUCACACAGCUGUCGGCCCUCAGAAAGAACUCAUCAAACUGCAGGAGGAACGCCAACGCUUGCAGGACAGAGUUGAGGCUCUGGAGAGGAGAAACCAAGAGCUGAAACAGAGCGAGGAGAAGGUAAAAGCUGCUAAUUCUGAGCUCUGCACCAAGAUGAGAGAGAUGAUCCAGGAGCUGGACCAGGAGAAACAGGAGGCGGCAGAGAGGUAUGAAAGGACUCAGCAGCAGUAUAGAGAUGACGUUGUGAAUCGUGUUCGGGCGGAGCUCGCAGAAGAGCACUCGGCUCACGUGGAGCAGCUUAUCAGCCAGCAUCAGCAACACAUUCAACAGCUAGAGUCAAAACUGGCCGACCUCAGUCAGGAAAUGUUAGCCGUGCAGGAGUGCUACAUUUCAGUGUGUAAAGAGAAGGACAAACUGGAAGAAAAUCUCAAGAGCAGGCUUGAAGAAGAGAGACGAUUGAGAGAUGAUGAGCUGAAGAAAAAAGAGGAGAGUGACUGUGCUCUGGAGAGACUGCGAUCUGAUCUGGAGUCCCGGCAUCAGGAGGACGUGGCUCGGCUCAAAUCCCAGUGGAAGACCGAAACACACGCCGAAAUUGAGCUGCGGGUCAAAGAACAGCUGGAAAGCGCCAGGCAGAACUGGCAGCGCGAGCAGGAGACGUUGGAGAAGUCCUGGGCUCAGAGGCUACUGAAAGCAGAGGAAGAGAUUACAAAGAUCAGGCAGACCGACACCUGUGAGGGAGGGUUUCAGACCAGCUGUCUGGAGAGCGCAGGUCAAUCGGUUUCAUUGGAGGAGUUAGAGAUCAGACUCAAUGCUCAGAGAGAGGCCCUGCAGCAGGAAGCUGUGGUCGUCCAAGCCAAAGUGGUGGAGGAGGCCGUAAGAAAUGUUCAGAGAGAACUACAGCAGAAACACACCGAUGAAUUAUCACUCCAGGUUGAAGGUGCGAUAUCACGGGCUCGCACUAGAUGGCUCCACGACUUGACCUCCCUCCCAGAAUAUAAAAGCAGCUUGCAAACAGAAAAAAAUGACUGGGAGAGGCUACAACAGAAACAGGUUCAAGAACAGAUUUCUUCAGCUGUGAAGACGGUGGAGGACAGGUGGCAGGAGACGCUCCGUAUCAAAUGCAGCGAGCUGGAGGAGUGUAACAGAAGAAACGCCGAGCUUCUGGAGGAGUUGCAUGCCGUCAGUACUCGAAAGGAGUGUUCGGGCCAGGAGCAGGCUGCCGUCAUUAAAUCAGAGCUGGCAGCUGCCCGAGACGUUUGGAUGAGGGACAAGCACGAGGAGAUGUCCCGCCUCAGGGCGGAGCUUCAGAGAGAGCAUAAACACAAACUACAGGAGAGAAACGCAGAGCUGCAGGAGACCCUCAGGGUGAAGGAACAGGAGUGGAGGAGCCAGCAGGAGAUCAGACUGCAGGAGGAGACACAGCGAGUGCAAGAGGAGAUGCUCGCAGAUCUUAAGGAGGUGUUGCGGGAGGGAGUAGAGAGGAGGAGCGUUGAACAGAUACCUAGCAGUACCAUCAGAUCCAGAUUAUGGCAGAUAUGCAAGGAAACACUCAGUCGAACAGUCAACCAGGCCAGGCAGGAAUGGAAGAAGAACAGUGAAGAUAAGCUCAGAUGUGUGCUGAAGGAAACCCAAGAGCGCCAUGAAGCAGAAAUCACAGGUUUAAUGGCUCAGAGGAAACAAGGAGCGUGCACCAGCGCUGAAUGUGCCGAGUCUCUGGCCAAGCUCCAGAAAAAGAGUCAAGAGCUCCAGAGGCAUCUAGAAAAGGCCUGCCGGCAGCUCCAAAAGACCAUGCGAGAACACAAAAGCACCGUGCAGAAGAUGAAAGAGGAGCAUGAGGAAGCUGUGCAGAAACAACAGGAGACUCAUCUCAAAGCCCUGGAUGAACUUAAACAAGCCUCAGACGCACAGUCAAGCAGUCACAAUCUUCAAGCGGGUCUUGAGGAGAUGAAGGAGCAAUACAUGAAGGCUGUGGAGAAGAUCAGAGGUGAUAUGCUGCGGUACCUUCAGGAGAGUAAAGAGCGAGCGGCAGAGUUGAUAAGGGCAGAGGUCCAGAGAGAGAGGCAGGACACCGCCAGGAGGAUGCGCAGGUAUUACCUCACCUGCUUACAGGAGCUACUGGAAGAUGGAUGCCAGACUACUGGUGCAGAAAAGAAGAUUAUCAAUGCCGCAAGUAAGCUGGCAACUAUGGCCAAAGUUUUGGAGACCCCUGUAGCCAAACGCAAGGUUUUACGGACCCAGAACUCUCAAGGUGAAUCUGAGGAUAAAACAAAUGAUUCGCCUGCUAAAAUUCUGGGUGCUGCCUCGCAUGCAGCCGAAGCUCACGUUAGAAAAAAGGACCAAAAAAUAUACAACCCAACUGAGAUGGCUAAGCAGAAAGGCGUGAAAACAACAUCUAAAGGCUUUGAUCACGAUUCCUUCAAGUCUGGGAUGGUCUGUGGAUCUAAAGACCUGGAGAUGAUAGGUCAACGUUACCAGAAACGCACACAGGGUAGUUUAAGCAGUGAUGAUGGUAUUUAUAACAACGUCAAGACCUCUAAUGUUACUUUGAGAAAGCAGAGCAGAGAGAUGUUUCUGGAGGGGUUUGAGUCGGGAAGAUCGGAUCAGUCUGCUAUAAAACCCUUCCUGAUUGAAGAACCGCCUGUUCGGGAUGACGGCCAGAGUGACUGGAGUUUAACCAGUAACGGAUCUAACUACGUAAAUAACAUUCACCUGACAUCAUCUUAUCCAGAGCCUGGGAAACCAUUUCUAAUGAACGGCCCUUCAUUGGCUGGUUUGGACUUUGGAAGCUCCAUUGGUGAUAACUCCGAUAUAACGCUUUACAAAGAGAUCAUUCAACCUUUGUCUUACUCUAAACCUAAUGCAUUCAUAGACGGCAGAACAAAUAAAAACAGGGAGCCAAUCCCUGGAUCCGAAGAUGGUGUACAUAAACUGUGUCCAAAGAGUUUAUUUUCAGAGCUUAAAGUGCGUCAACAGGACAGCGGGUUCGACAGUCCAUUGGCACGGCUUCAGAAAUAAACUAGUGACUGAUGUCUUUUAUGUUUUAGUGCCUUUGUAAACUUUGCAUUUAUUGCACUCGGGUAAUCAUUUUGUACUUGAGCCAAAAGUGUCUUUUCUGCUUUUUUAUGUUUUUAGCAGUUGCACUGACAGUGCAUGAAUUUAUAUUUCUUAUUUAAUAAAAACGUAAGUUAAACUUGCAUGUUUAAGUA
This is a messenger RNA of Misgurnus anguillicaudatus (oriental weatherfish), 5371 nucleotides long. RefSeq names its product centrosomal protein 152 (gene cep152). Gene Ontology annotation, cellular component: centrosome. The record is from RefSeq and is a predicted model, not a curated record. Gene Ontology annotation, biological process: centriole replication. NCBI's taxonomy places the organism in Eukaryota, Metazoa, Chordata, Actinopteri, Cypriniformes, Cobitidae.